CGCUUUGUCUCUGCACUGUCUGCACGUUUCUCUUUGCCACGCUGCACUUCGGUCUUUCAGUGACAAGCAAUAGAGCAAGAUGUCGCUCGUGAUUCCUGAGAAGUUCCAGCACAUUCUUCGUGUCAUGGGCACGAAUAUCGAUGGUAAUAGGAAAGUCAUGUUUGCCAUGACUGCGAUCAAAGGUGUUGGUCGGCGUUACGCCAAUAUCGUCUUGAAGAAGGCUGAUAUCGACUUGGACAAGCGAGCUGGAGAGUGCUCGGAGGAAGAAGUCGAGAAGAUUGUCACCAUUAUGGCCAAUCCUAGACAGUACAAGAUUCCAGACUGGUUCCUCAAUAGGCAGAAAGAUAUUGUCGAUGGAAAAUACUCGCAGCUCACGAGUGCUAACCUGGACUCGAAACUGCGUGAAGACUUGGAGAGGAUGAAGAAGAUCCGUGCUCACAGGGGUCUGCGUCACUAUUGGGGUCUUCGUGUACGUGGUCAGCACACCAAGACUACCGGUCGCCGUGGACGCACGGUCGGUGUGUCCAAGAAGAAAUAAAUCCAUUAAUUUUGUAUAUUCUAUUUAAGGUCUUUUAAUAAACCCUUAAAACAUAAACUUCUUUCGUCCGUUGUAUAUUGAUAUUGGAAAAAUACAAUCGUAAUGCAUAUCCGA
Ooceraea biroi (clonal raider ant) is the source of this 652-nucleotide messenger RNA. RefSeq names its product 40S ribosomal protein S18. Gene Ontology annotation, biological process: translation. Gene Ontology annotation, cellular component: ribosome; cytosol; small ribosomal subunit. Gene Ontology annotation, molecular function: RNA binding; structural constituent of ribosome. Lineage: Eukaryota; Metazoa; Arthropoda; Insecta; Hymenoptera; Formicidae. The record is from RefSeq and is a predicted model, not a curated record.